GGCGUUGCUUUGUUUCUCUCUAUUUAUAGUCCUUUCCCCUUUUUUCUCUCCACAGUUUAAAUUCUUUUUCUUCUUUUUCAUAUAUAUACAAAAACUGAAUCUCCUCUCUCAAUAAUUCCUCCCUCCAUUUUCCAAUUUUACUUUACAUUUCUUAGCCACACACACAAACAUCUCUAUUUACCCAAUGGCUAUCCCCAACAAAUUCGCUUUCCUCUUUUGCAUCUCAUCUCUUUUCGUCUCUGCAGCUUUUGGGGAAAUUGUGUGUGAGGAAUUGUCUGUGGAUGUUUGUGCAUUCUCAAUAGCCUCAUCUGGAAAGAGAUGUUUGUUGGAGACAUCAGAGACGAAAGAAGGAAAAUUUGAAUAUCAAUGUAGAACCUCUGAGGUUAUUGUUGAAUGGAUGGCUGAUUACAUUGAGUCUGAUCAAUGCAUCAAUGCCUGUGGCCUCGACCGUAACUCCGUUGGUAUCGCCUCCGAUGCCCUCCUCGAGCCUCAAUUCACUGCCAAGCUUUGCUCCCCUUCCUGCUACCAGAAAUGUCCCAACAUUGUUGACCUCUACUUCAACAUGGCCGCAGGAGAAGGAGUGUUCUUGCCUGACCUUUGUGAGAAACAACGUACGAACCCACGCCGUGCCAUGGCACAGCUGUUGAGCUCCGGUGUUGCAGCAGGUCCAGUGUCAUCAGCACAAAUCAAUGCAGUAUUCCCAACCAUUAUCGCUGAAGCCCCAGCUCCGAUGUGAAAAGGAAGUUAAUAUUUUAUUAUUUGGUUGGUUAAUAUUGCUUCUUCAUUAUUGUUGAUUUAAUUUCCUUUGUACACAUACACACACAGCUGAGGAAAUAAAUAGAAUUGGUAAAUGGGUUGUAAGGGAGAAACAAAAAUAUGAGUGAAUCUCUUUAAAAUUCACUUUUGUUUUGAUAGCACUAUACGUGAGACGUGACGAUGUAUUACGUCCUUUUCCAUAUCUUUUAUUUUUCUUUUCAAUAUUCCCCAUAUAAUACAAUACAGUGAGUUGUGUAAUAAAACUUUGUUUAAUUUAUUUAUUAA
Messenger RNA from Cucumis sativus (cucumber), 1041 nucleotides. RefSeq lists its product as uncharacterized. The transcript is spliced from 3 exons. NCBI's taxonomy places the organism in Eukaryota, Viridiplantae, Streptophyta, Magnoliopsida, Cucurbitales, Cucurbitaceae. The record is from RefSeq and is a predicted model, not a curated record. The coding region runs from base 185 to 736 and encodes 183 amino acids.